This is a messenger RNA of Protopolystoma xenopodis, 645 nucleotides long. The record is from the annotation of a GenBank genome assembly. NCBI's taxonomy places the organism in Eukaryota, Metazoa, Platyhelminthes, Monogenea, Polystomatidea, Polystomatidae.
GCUGGGGCGCCUGAAAAAGUGGCCGCCUGUCGACUUGACCUUCACGGUCCAGACCCCGGGAGCCAAGGAACUUGUCACGGCAGCGGCCUGACCCAGGGGGUUGCUACGCCAGGCUUAAGGCUGCCGAGCGAUUGGGAUAAAUGGCCGAGACUGCGUGAGCAGACAGGGAUAUGGCAGACCGGGCUGUGGGAAGACUCAUCUGCCGCAUUUGUGCGUGCACAGGCCGGUUGCCUGAGGUUGGCACGUCAUCUAGUCGUGUCGAGAGACAGUCGCGUUGACAAUCGUGGGCUUGCCUGUGAAUGUGAACUGUAUGUGAACUGUGUGCCUGUCGGUUUUGGCAUCAAAGUGGGCAGAAUAUCUGGCAAAACCCCUUUGCGUUAUUGCAUUCUAGCCUCGAUGUCACAGCCUUCACGAGAGCCCCAAAUCACAAAAGGGAAUCAAGAAUUUGAAGGCCCAGAAGACGGGCCACAGAUUUAUGCGUUCUUGGUGGGAAUAGAAAAGAUGAUACUGCCAAUUGAGAACAGCCAGCUAUUCCUUGCAUACCCUUGCCCCACCAAAGCCUACCUUAUGUCGGAAAGCCAGAAACCUCAGGAAUCGGUGGCCCCCUUGGGUCUGCAGGCGGAUGGAUGCAAGAGAUCGGUCUGA